UCAUAUAACAAAUAAAUAUAAAUAAUUAUUGUUAUGAAACACUAUGCAUACAUUACAGUUUAUCUAUAAACAUUAUAAUUAACAACAAAUUUUUUUAAAAAUAUUCUAAUCCCUUAUAUAAGUAUAAUAAUAUAUUAUUUUAAUCACUCUUUAUGAAUAAUUAUAUAUUAAAUAAUAAUCACCAAGCAAAUUAUUUUCAUAACUAUUUGUAUUGAGGAAUAGAAACUAUUUGCAUGCAUAUAUUUUAAGUAUAAACUUGAUUAACACUGAAAGAACAUUAGUAAAAUAAUUUAUUUUUUUUGUAUUAAUUAUCAUAAUAAUAUAGUUAUUUAUCAUAUAUUACUUAAUAUACAAUAUAAUUAUUUAUAAUAUAUAUAAUAAAAAUAUUAUUUUUCACAUAUAUUUUUUUUAAUUUUGUAAGUAUAAUUCAUUACUAGUAUUUUUUAAAAUUGAGGAAAUCAUAUACAUAUAGUUGUUGUAAAUUCAAGUCAUGGUGGAAAUUCUUUUGGUCCCUACACAUACUGCAAAUGUCAAAAUUUUUGCUUGGCGAGUUCUCCAUGACGCAUUACCAGUAGCUACUUCACUUGUUAGGAGGAAGAUCAUAACCGAUUCGACUUGCUCGAUCUGUAGACAAUCUUGGGAAUCAACGAGGCAUGCACUCUUCAGUUGUAAAUAUGCCAAGGCUGUUUGGCGAUCUCAGAACUUUUCGUUCAAUUGGCAUGCUUGUACCUCGAUGCGAAGUGGUGAUUACUUGCUGCAUCUUUCAACCACAUACACUAAGUUUGAGAUGGAACAAAUUUUUUGUACUAUGUGGGCCAUCUGGACAGAGAGAAAUAAGGUAGUGCAUGGUUCAACUGCACGAUCAGCCCAGAAUUUGGCCACAUUUGCCUCUGUUUGGCUUCAGAAUUAUCGAGCAGCUCAACAACACCAUGCUUCAACUGCUUCUACAUCAGCAGCGCCACAUCAGCAACCACAGGCGACGACAACUUCAACUUCUGCACCAGCAGCUUCGCACCAGCAACGUGCACAAACUCAGUCUCAAUCGUGGUCCCCUCCAACUCCAGGCGGCUUUAAGUUGAACGUUGAUGUAGCUGUCAAUCCUUCAAUGAAUACAACAGGUGUGGGGGCUGUUAUUCGAGAUUCUAAUGGACACGUUGUGGCGGCUAUGUCAAUGCCAAUUGUUGGUAAUUUUAAAUUUCAUGAAAUGGAAGGCAAAGCACUCUUCCACAGUCUCAAUUGGGCUAUUCAACAACAGUUACCGGUUACACAAGUCGAGACUGAUGCCCUCAUGGUGACAAAUGCUUUGACUGCUCCCUUCAAUCCAAAUUCCUCUUUUUCAGAUUUAAUAGUUGAUGUAAUUAGUCUUUUAUUCUUUUUCCCUAACGUACGUUCUGCAAAUGAAGCGGCUUAUGGCCUUGCUAAGUUUGCUUUAGGGGUGGAUGAGACUUGUUCUUGGUUGGAGGUUAUUCCUUCACCUAUAGACUUUGAUUGUUUAAUAAUAACAAGUAUUUUUCUCAAAAAAAAAAAAAAAAAGUUGUUGUAAAACCUCGUUACGUUUUUCUGCAACUCUAAUCAAUUCUACUUCAACCUCCAAACAUUCAGUACUUUCCUUCUUCCACCUUAAAUUUCACUCCCAAAUCUAAACCCUAACGUCUUUCACCCAAUUUCAACUUCUAGGGUUUUCAGAACUUGAAGAAGAAAAAGAAGAAGAAAGAGGAGAAAAGGGGUUUAGUAAUUUGCCCAAGAUGUUAGGCGGAUUGUACGGUGACCUCCCUCCGCCCUCUUCCGCCGAUGAAGAGAAAUCAACCAACUCCUCCGUCUGGUCAAGCAGCACAAAAAUGGCACCGCCGACACUUCGUAAACCCUCGUCAAUUUUCGCCCCACCACAAACGAUUUUAAAGCCCCAAAUCAAGAACAAGCCUUUAACUUCGGUGCAGCCAAAACCUAUCACGUCGCCGGCGGUGGCGGUGGCGCCUCUGCCUUCGAUAAUUCCGGAGGUUGUUGCGCAGCCUGCUCUUGUGGGUGUUACUUCCACGGUGAUUGAAGAGUAUGAUCCGGCGAGGCCCAAUGAUUACGAGGAGUAUAGGAGGGAGAAGAAGAAGAAAUUGAUGGAUGCCGAGAUUAGGAGAGAGCUCGAGAGAAGGCGGCAAGAGGAAGAGGAGAGGGAAAAGAGAGAGAAGAGGGAGAGAGAAGAGAGGGAGAAGGAUAGGGAUAGGGAUAGGGAUAGAGAUCAUGGUGAUUCGCGGUUGAACAUUUCGGGUGAGGAAGCUUGGAGAAGGCGUGCGGCGAUGAGUAGUGCAGUGCCUGUGCCUAGGUCGCCAUCUCCACCGAAUAAUGUAGAUGGGUUUGCCAUUGGAAAGUCGGAAACCAGUGGAUUGGGAUUGGGUGCUGGUGGUCAUAUGACUGCUGCACAGAGAAUGAUGGCGAAAAUGGGGUGGAAGGAGGGUCAAGGGCUUGGCAAGCAGGAACAAGGGAUUACUACUCCAUUGAUGGCCAAGAAAACUGAUCGUCGAGCUGGGGUCAUUGUAAAUGCUAGUGAACAGAAGUCGGAGAAGAAGGUGAAGAGUGCUAGUCUUAAUGGACCACCCACUCGGGUUCUUAUGCUUAGAAAUAUGGUGGGACCUGGUGAGGUAGACGAUGAGCUAGAAGACGAGGUAGGAUCAGAGUGCGCAAAGUACGGAACAGUUACUCGGGUUCUUAUAUUCGAAAUAACAGAGCCAAAUUUCCCAGUUGAUGAAGCAGUAAGAAUCUUCGUGCAGUUUGAGAGAUCUGAGGAAACUACAAAAGCAUUAAUUGACCUCGAUGGUCGGUACUUUGGGGGAAGAACUGUCCGUGCCUCAUUCUACGACGAGGAGAGGUUUGGCAAGAAUGAAUUGGCUCCAAUGCCUGGAGAAAUCCCGGGUUUCUUUUGAGCUGGACAUAAAGUUCAAAUGAAUAUCAAAUUCUUUCAUUGAGUAAGGGAAUGGUAGAGUUGGAUUCAAAGAAAUGUUGUAAGUAAAUGAUUGUAUUGCAAUAGAGUGAUAAGUUAGCCGUGACUUCAUACCAUCUUGGGGGGCGUUUUACUCACUAAUUUUAUUCAUAGUUUAGUAAAUUGUUGAAGAACUUGCCAAAUCUAAUUAUCUGAAUUGUGAAUCCAUUCUGGCCAUUCUUGUAUACUGUUUAUGUAAGAGGCAAUAAUGCUCAAGUUUUGACUUCUCAGGGGAA
This is a messenger RNA of Cannabis sativa, 3204 nucleotides long. Its product is annotated as DNA-damage-repair/toleration protein DRT111, chloroplastic. The record is from RefSeq and is a predicted model, not a curated record. Gene Ontology annotation, cellular component: precatalytic spliceosome. Lineage: Eukaryota; Viridiplantae; Streptophyta; Magnoliopsida; Rosales; Cannabaceae. Gene Ontology annotation, molecular function: RNA binding. The transcript is spliced from 2 exons. Gene Ontology annotation, biological process: mRNA cis splicing, via spliceosome. The coding region runs from base 1746 to 2912 and encodes 388 amino acids.